Molecule: messenger RNA, 4422 nt
Organism: Oryza sativa Japonica Group (Japanese rice)
Lineage: Eukaryota; Viridiplantae; Streptophyta; Magnoliopsida; Poales; Poaceae
Source: RefSeq, a predicted model, not a curated record
ACAAUGUUUGACUAGGAAUAAUAUCGAACGACAUAUAAAUAUGAAACGGAGGGAAUACCAAUCAAGGCCACUGCUAUUUUUUUCCUUUCAUCUUUAAAACUUUCAUCCAAGAUUUUAUAUGAAAAAGUAUCCGCUAAGAAUGCACGUUCCAAAUACCAAUCAAAGCGGCGCAAAAAAAAAAGACAGAAUUGUAAUUCUGGGCUUUACGUGGGCCGUAAUUGGACCCGUCGAUCCCCUUGACGGAAAACCCAACCGACGCCGCCGCCCGAUCCAUCGGCGGCCGGCGGCGGCCGGUGGGUGAUGCUCGGCGGCGGACACGAGGUCGAGGACUCCUUCGACCCCUGCUUCACCGACGCCCACACCGUGUCGCCUUCCCGCACCUCCACUCCGCGCCUCCUAGCUUCCGCCUCGUCACUCCGCCGGCGGUGUCGCCCUACGCGACCACAUCGCCGGUGGGCGGUGGCGUCAAGCUCUGUCAGGGCGGCCGGAGACUCCGCGCUCAUCCGGAUAACCUGCGGAUCGCCGGAUCAUCUGCAGCAUAUACAAGGAUUAUUAUUAUGGAAAAUUACGGGUCUGAGUGGCUGAGAUUUUCGUUUCUGAUGAAUCUCACUGAUGUUGAACAAUGAUCACAGAGCAAGUCGCCUGCUGUCGUGUCGUCGUCUCAGGUUAAUCGUAUCCCAGAAUGGAGUUAACAUGGGACCGAUCAAUCCACCAAUUGUUAGAAUCAUAUAAGAAUUCCUUUCAAAAAAAAAAACAAAAGAGAGAAAAGAAUCAUAUAAGAAUUACUUGUGGAACUGGAAGUAUAAUAAAACCGUUGGCGUCAUGUUGUCAAGGGUAGUAUACUGUAUACUGGAGACGGAGGCUACAUUAUUGGCCACUUGGUCAUCAGGUGAGAUGAACAAACAGGUUAGCUCUACAUAGAUCAAUAAUAUAAUUGCCUAAUCAAGACAAAACUAUGGACAAAAAGUUAGGUAAUCCUCCAUUUUCACUGAAGAUUAGCCUCCUCUCUGAAGAAAAACUGGUGUUGAGUUGAAUUCCAUGGGCUGGUAGCUGGUUGAGUUGAAGGCCUUAGCUUGCCAUGAUAGUGCAGACGCCAUGGCUCUUACUGCUACAAAAAUGAAGCAGCCGACGAUGGCCACGAGGCUGGCUGCAGGCUGCACCCUCUCGCUGUUGGAUUGAUCAGCCCGUAUCAGCAAAGGAUUUUUCAUGUUGCUGAAUCUUGCCAGAGGAAAGGAUAUCAAUUCUGUCUGUGGAGACGAAGUAAAUAAGAACAAAAGCUUUCUUGGUACUUUACAUUUGUCUAUUUGCCAACAUUCUCUAACCAUCUAAAACAGCUUCUGAAAUUUUAGGCUCUUGCAUGUUCUUUAAAAAGGAUUACUAACCGAUAUGUAUUAAUCCCUUUCUCUUUUGUCUAUGCAUAUAAGCAAGACCUAAAUUUAUUCGUCCAAGGAGCUGGUCAUGAAGAUCACUGCAAUUGGGUUGUUUUUGUUGGUGCUUAUAGCGAGCUGUCCUGUCCAAAUCUUCUGCAGUUCGUCGUAUGGAAACGAGACAGAUAAGCUCUCACUGCUUGAGUUCAAAAAGGCAAUCAGUCUUGAUCCCCAGCAAGCCCUGAUUUCUUGGAAUGACACCAAUCACUUUUGCAGCUGGGAAGGAGUCUUGUGCAGGAAGAAGACACCCCUUCGUGUCAUUUCUCUUGACCUUAGCAACCGAGGAGAGAUCCCUCUAUCCCUCGGUCACCUGCAUCACCUCCAAACCCUCUACUUGAGCAACAACACAUUAGAAGGAAGGAUACCUGAUUUUACAAACUGUUCCAGUCUCGAGAUUCUAUUGCUCAAUGGCAAUCACCUAGCUGGACAGUUGAAUAAUAGCUUUCCUUCUCAGCUUCAAAAUCUGAUACUUGCAGAAAAUAAUCUUACUGGAACCAUCCCUUCUUCUCUUGCCAAUAUCACAGGACUAAGAGGACUUAGUUUCAUGUCAAACAAUAUCAAGGGAAACAUCCCAAAUGAGUUUUCAAAGUUCGUCAUGAUGGAGCUUCUUGCUGUGAGUGGAAACAUGUUGUCAGGAAGGUUUCCACAAGCCAUCUUGAAUCUUUCUACUCUCACUAAUCUUCACCUUAGUUUUAAUCAUCUAAGUGGGGAGCUACCAUCCAAUUUCCUUUACUCUCUACCCAAUCUACAAGUACUUGCAUUGGACUACAAUUUUUUUCAAGGCCAUAUCCCCAGCUCAUUGGGAAACGACUCCAACAUACGUGUACUGGACAUAACAAGUAAUAAUUUCACUGGAGUUGUACCAAGUUCCAUUGGCAAACUAAGCAAACUGUAUUGGUUAAAUCUUUAAUCCAAUCAACUCCAAGCACAUAAAAGGGAAGAUUGGGAGUUUAUGAACAGCUUAGCCAACUGCACUAGGCUACAAAGUUUCUCGAUGGCUUAUAACCGUCUAGAAGGCCAUCUACCGAGUUCGUUAAGCAACUUUUCCGCUCAUCUCCAACGACUUCAUUUAGGAGGAAAUGCAAUAUCAGAGUCUUUUCCCUCUGGCAUAGAACACCUCUCAAACUUGAUUGCUUUAUCAGUAGGAACUAAUGACUUUACUGGUACCCUUCCAGAAUGGCUUGGAAAUCUUAAACAGUUGCAAAUAUUAAGUUUAUAUGACAACUAUUUCACAGGGUUUAUUCCAUCAUCCCUUUCGAAUCUGUCUCAACUGGUAGCUCUCACACUACAAUUUAACAAGCUGGAUGGGCAGAUACCAAGCUUAGGAAACCAGCUGCAAAUGCUUCAAAUAUUCAAUGUUUUGUACAAUAAUCUUCAUGGUGUCAUACCAAAUGCGAUCUUCAGUCUUCCGUCAUUAAUACAAGUUGACUUAUCUUACAACAACCUACAUGGACAACUUCCUAUUGACAUUGGCAAUGCAAAACAACUAGUAUCUUUAAAGCUUUCAUCAAAUAAGCUAUCUGGAGAUAUUCUGAAUGCUUUGGGUGAUUGUGAAAGUCUUGAAGUCAUCAGGUUAGAUAGAAAUAAUUUUAGCGGGAGCAUCCCCAUUUCAUUAGGCAACAUAAGUAGCCUAAGAGUUCUCAAUUUAUCUCUCAAUAACUUAACAGGGUCAAUACCGGUAUCUCUUAGCAAUCUACAGUAUCUUGAGAAACUAAACCUAUCAUUCAACCAUCUUAAGGGCGAAAUCCCAGCAAAAGGAAUUUUCAAGAAUGCUACAGCUUUCCAGAUUGAUGGAAAUCAGGGGCUUUGUGGUGGGCCACCAGCCUUACACCUAACCACAUGUCCUAUUGUGCCAUUAGUAUCAUCUAAGCACAAUAACUUAAUUUUACUGAAAGUGAUGAUCCCACUAGCCUGCAUGGUGUCACUUGCUACAGUCAUAUCUAUUAUUUUUAUUUGGAGGGCAAAACUGAAGAGAGAAUCAGUAUCGUUGCCAUUUUUUGGUAGCAAUUUCCCCAGAAUUUCAUACAAUGCUCUUUUCAAAGCAACAGAGGGUUUCUCAACAUCCAGUUUAAUUGGCAGAGGGAGAUAUGGUUCUGUCUUUGUAGGGAAACUUUUUCAAGAAAACAACGUUGUUGCUGUGAAAGUUUUCAGCCUAGAGACAAGGGGAGCAGGAAAGAGCUUCAUCGCAGAAUGUAAUGCCUUAAGAAAUGUGCGGCAUCGCAAUAUAGUUCCUAUCCUCACUGCAUGCUCUAGUAUUGAUUCUAAAGGCAAUGAUUUCAAAGCUCUAGUGUAUGAGUUCAUGUCACAAGGGGACUUAUAUAAUUUACUAUAUACAACAAGACAUGAUAGCAACUCUUCAAAGUUGAACCACAUUUCAUUGGCUCAGAGGACAAGCAUUGUGCUAGAUGUAUCAAGUGCAUUAGAGUACUUGCACCAUAACAACCAAGGAACUAUUGUUCACUGUGAUCUGAACCCUAGCAACAUCCUUCUAGAUAAAAAUAUGAUUGCUCAUGUUGGAGACUUUGGCCUUGCAAGAUUCAAAAUCGAUUCUUCGUCACCUUCUCUAGGUGAUUCAAACUUAACAUCUUCACUCGCAACAAGGGGAACCAUUGGAUAUAUUGCACCAGAAUGCUCAGAGGGCGGUCAAGUUUCAACUGCCUCAGAUGUAUUCAGCUUUGGAGUUGUUCUCUUGGAACUAUUUAUUCGGAGAAGGCCAAUAGACGACAUGUUUAAGGAUGGAUUGAGCAUUGCAAAGCAUGUAGAGAUGAACUUCCCUGACAGGAUACUAGAGAUUGUUGAUCCCCAGGUGCAACACGAGCUGGACCUUUGCCAAGAAACACCAAUGGCAGUAAAGGAGAAAGGCAUACACUGCCUGCGCAGUGUGCUGAAUAUUGGACUCUGCUGCACCAACCCAACACCGAGUGAACGCAUCAGCAUGCAGGAGGCGGCUGCCAAGCUACACGGAAUCAAUGAUUCAUACCUUAGAGGAAACUAG